Akanthomyces lecanii RCEF 1005 is the source of this 537-nucleotide messenger RNA. NCBI's taxonomy places the organism in Eukaryota, Fungi, Ascomycota, Sordariomycetes, Hypocreales, Cordycipitaceae. The record is from the annotation of a GenBank genome assembly.
AUGGACAUACAAGAUGCUUUCGACACAGUCAUGCGCAACAGGCUCAUCUUGCGACUUCACCAGCAAGGUUGGCCGGAACACCUCGCAAUGUGGGCCGGAUCCUUCAUGAAGGACAGGUCAGCCCGCGCACGAUACCAAGACAUCACUACACCUAGCUCACCACUGCAGUGUGGCCUUCCCCAAGGGUCACCGGCGUCGCCCGUUCUCUUCUUACUCUACCAGAGCCUAUAUACAAGCUACGAAAUCAAAGCGGUCGAUUCGGCCAUGCGGAUGACACUGCCAUCCUAUGCGCCUAUGCGCAGGACGCUCGAUAGAAAAAAAUCUUCCGCAGCGUCCGCUUGCGUCGAAGAAAUGCUACUGUGGGGAACUGACAAUGGCGUCUCCUUCGACCCUGACAAGACAGAAGUCAUGCACUUCUCAAAACGCCGCCUGACAGCACCUCCGCCAGUACAGCACGGAAAUGCGGAAAAGUACCCUGACGUCGUCAUGCGCUGGCUAGGGAUCUGGCUAGACCGCAACCUCAGUUUCAAACCUUAA